Messenger RNA from Eimeria tenella, 558 nucleotides. RefSeq lists its product as uncharacterized. The transcript has a single exon. Bases 1 to 558 code for a protein of 185 amino acids. NCBI's taxonomy places the organism in Eukaryota, Apicomplexa, Conoidasida, Eucoccidiorida, Eimeriidae. The record is from RefSeq and is a predicted model, not a curated record.
AUGCCGAAGCAUCCUCGCAUGCGACAUCCACCUCUCUGCUUGCAUAACGUAACAGCAAAUGCAGAUAAUCGUGGCAACUCAGCGGCAGUCCAAACAUCGCCGACUCGCAGGCCAGACCUGCUGUCUGCGCGAAUAGGCCCACCCUGCGAGGACCAGACCCAAGCUAAUCAAACGCUAUGGCCCCCUUACACGAAGAACCACCCCACCAAUCCAGAGAAGCCUGCUCGUCCACAUAGCAGAGUGCUCGCAAUCGUGUUUGCUAUUCUGAUCGCGCAAAACAUCGGACGAGUCGCCAGCGCCAAUGCGCUUCUCCUCAGCAAAAUGCCACAUCCACUCCUUCACACACUGAACCAGUGCAUGCUCUCAGUCAAGAGGACGUUACUUUGGCACAUAUGUGACGCUGUGCCCAGCAAAGGCAGGAUAACACACCCUUCUCUCAGAAGCCCCUCUCAUAAUUCCACACACUUGCUGCAACUGAACCAGUGCAAAGUGACAUGCAAACCAGGAUCUGGCAAUGCUGCUUACCAACCGCAUGCGAUGACUCCGCAAAAAACGUGA